GAGAGGAAUCCAUGUAUGUUUGUCUUGGAACCAGACAUCUUACAAUCCGAAUUGCAACAGUCUUAAUUCCACGCGGGUCCGAGUCUUGCAAUUAAUCCGGCGAUGGUCCCCACAGUUGGUCCCCCGAAAAGUUGAUCUGGCCACGGCUGCCUCCCCCCCCCGCCCCCCGCUCCCUCCAUCGCCCUCUCUUUCUUCUGCCUUUGCAAUGAAGACUGAAUCCCCCGAGCGCUAAUUGAAUUAGCCUAUUGAGAAGAUUGUCAGGUACAAUGACGUGGGAUCCCCCUGCAUUUCUCCGGGUCUAUAGGCUUUGGGGACCCGGAAUGUAUAGCCUGACCUUCCCGCUCAUAAUAAUAAUGCCGCACUUGUAGGAGAAAUCUAUUCGCAUUCACUUUUAACAAAACCUCUGGUCAGCCAGUCCCUGUAGGAAGGAUGAAAUCUAUUGUAUUGCAACAACUCAUUUAUGUCCUUCACCAAAGGCCCCAAUGAGAUCUGAUCUGGCCCUAGAAAUAGGAUUAUCAGCGUGUAUAUUAAAGGCGGCGAUAUAUACUUCCUAAACGGAAACGGCGAAGGCCAGCCUGGCGAGAGGCGCAGGGUACACACACGUGUCCAGGGGAGAAGGGGUAUCUUUUUAAAAUCUGGCAAUCUGGCGUUGUCUUGCCGUAGAAAUCUAUGCAACCCUGUGCAGGCCGAAGGAAUCGCAUAAAAUAUACAUCGAAAAAACAAACUCUAGCCAUCCUUCUCUGGUUUUUUUUUUAAUCUACACUGCUGCUGCUUUUAUUAUUAUUAUUAAUCCUUAAAAAUUCAAAGCGUGCCACGUUUUCGUAUUUUUUUUUUUGGCUUAUUUUGGUUGCAGCAGACUUAUUUUCCAUGGUUAAUUUAAAAAAAAAAAAACGGAGGGGGAGAAGGAAGCAGAGGGGGAAAGGGGGGGAACACCCCACUGAAAUUCUUAUUUUAAUGAAUGCACCAUAGAUAGCUAGAUAGAUAUAGAUCGAAAGAACAGUGUUCUUUGAGUCUGAUUUUUCUAUCUUUGGACCAAAAAAAAAAAAAAAAAAGAGGUCUAAUACUGAUCAAUGUAGGAAGAAUCAAAAUACCAUGCAAGCCUCUGGAACUGGGAGGAUAACAGUCACCACCACCUCCAAGUUCUCUUGUGUUUGGCGAUUAUAUAUAAAAAAAUGUACAGACUGGGCCCACGAAUAAGGAGCCAUCCAAAAUUCAAAGCGGGGGAGCAGGCUUUUGUGGUGGUCGUGGUAGUUGUGGUUCCUUUCCUACUUGACGGAUGGAGUAGGUGGGCUUCUCUUCGUUAACUCACAAUAGCUCUGUGUUCGAGAGUGUCAUAGGAGCAGCCAUAAAAAGUUGCAAUCGUUAGUUUCCCGCACCCCACCCCUCCUCGGAAUCUCCUCCUCCCUUCAUUUGGCCACCCACCAAACCCCAAAGCCAGCAGAUGCCCGCACAAGACGGAGAACCCCUGAAUUCUCCAGGACGACCCUCCUCCUCCCUCCAGGAAGGACCGGAGGAGUUUCAGCAAACCCCUGGAGCUAUGCAGGUUUUCAGGCCUUUCCACCUGCAGCCUCAGAAUGUUUAUGAACACCUGGAAUUGACGCGGAGUCACUGAAAGCAGCAGCAGCAGCAGCAGCAGCAGCAGCGAGGACACAACUACCCUGCCACCGCCCGGAAAAGUGAGGCGUGGUGGUGGUAGGUGGAGGGGGGGACCUCGAGUGAAGAAGUGGAAGAAGAGCCAAGACGCCCAUCUGCGGAGCUGGCAGCUGACUAUGGAAGAGCAGACGGACAGUAAAAGUCUGCGAGACUCUGCUCCGACUCCCGGCAGCCGCCCCAGCAGCAGCAGCCCCAGCGCCAGCGGCAGCGAUGGCGAGAGCGUGCCGCUGUCUCCCGGCAGCCACGCUCCCCUGUCCCCGGCCGCGCCGUGCCUCGUGUCCCUGCCUCUCCACCCGCACCACCACCACCACCCUCCGCACCACCAGCACCAUCUCCCGCAGCAGCAGCAGCAGCAUCAGGCGCCUCCGCAGCAGCAGCAGCAGCGGCCGCCACCGCCGCCUCCGCAGCAGCAGCAGCAGCAGCAGCAACAGCACCGCACCACCAACUUUUUCAUCGACAACAUCCUGAGGCCGGACUUUGGCUGCAAGAAAGAGCAGCUCUUGCUCCUGGCCGGGACUGCGGCCGGAGGAGGAGGAGGUGGCGCCGGCGGCGGCGUGGGCGGCGGCCGGGACAGGGACCUUGACCGCGCGGCCAGCUCAGGUAGAGAAAAUGUCAACCCUCUGCUCGGCAGGCCCCCCAACCUUAGCGCGGAGUCGCACGGGAGCCCCGACAGCUCCUCCACGGCCUCCAAAGCCAGCCCCGCCGCGGCGGCCGCAGCGCUAGGGACGGCCAAGCCCCCCAUCUCCUCCUCCUCCUCCUCCUCUUCCUCUUCCUCCUCCUCCUCCUGCUCGGAAGGGAGUGGAACUAACCCGGCGAAGUACGGGGAGCACGCCAACCCCGCCAUCCUGCUCAUGGGCUCCAAUAAUGGAGGAGCUGUUGCCAAGAGCGAUUCUCAACAGCCGCUGGUUUGGCCUGCCUGGGUUUACUGCACUAGGUAUUCAGACAGACCAUCCUCGGGUCCCCGCACGAGGAAGCUGAAGAAGAAGAAGAACGAGAAGGAGGACAAGCGGCCUCGCACCGCUUUCACGGCGGAGCAGCUGCAGAGACUCAAGGCGGAGUUCCAGGCCAACCGCUACAUCACCGAGCAGAGGCGGCAGACUUUGGCGCAGGAGCUCAGCCUCAACGAGUCGCAGAUCAAGAUCUGGUUCCAGAACAAGCGCGCCAAGAUCAAGAAGGCCACGGGCAUCAAGAACGGCCUGGCGCUGCACCUCAUGGCGCAGGGACUCUACAAUCAUUCCACCACUACUGUGCAAGACAAAGAGGACAGCGAGUGAGCCCGCCCAGAGAGCACAGACCUUGUCGGGUUUAUUUUGUUUUUUCGUUUUUUGAUGCUUAAUAUUAUUAUUAUUAUUAUUAUUAUUAUAUUAUUAUUAUUAUUAUGAACCUGAUCGCCAGGGAAGACAAAGAAUAACCAUACAAAGCAAAAGAAAAGAAAAGAGGAACAAUUAAAAAGAGAGAGAGCGCGAGAGGACAAUUUGGGAAAAGACAAAACACACGACAAACACAAAAGGACUUCUUUCCUGCAGUGACACACAUUUGUGGGGGACUUGGAAGGGUGCUAUUUAAGAGAGAGAAAAGAAUCAAAUUUAUUGUCUAUUCAUAGUUAUAAGGAUUCCGAUUUAAAACAAAACAAAAACCCCGAACACUUACAAACAAAAAGUUAUCUAUAUAGCCAAACAUCGUAUGAUCUUGUAUAUAUUUAAUUUCAGGUAAGAAAUGAUGAUGAUGAUGAUGAUAAUGAUGUGUAGCGUUUUUCUAUUCGCUCAGCCGUCGAUCUCCCCCCUCCCCGCCCACCAGCUCCACUUUGGUCUCUCCCCCCCCCGUCUUCUUUUUCUUAAUUAUAGCUCUCAACUCCUCCAGCCCCCCCCCUUUCAGCCUCCUGAUUUUAAAGAAUUUGUCUGGCUCUUCCCGACUUCCCUGCUCCCCCUUUCUUCUUUUCCCUGUCGCGUUUUCGUGUGUGCCUUUCUCUCUCUCUUUCAUUUCGUGCGUGUGCGUGUGGUGUUUCUUUUUCUUCUUCUUCUUCCUCCUCCUCCUUCUUCUCUCCCCCCCACCCUACCGAGUAAGAACAAUAACACUAUGACCCACAGACUGCGAGACUGAACCCCUUGCUGCAAGCCAAAGAUUUUUUUCUUAUGUUCAGAAAUCUGUAGUCUGAAAUAAAGUGUAGAUUGUGUUCAGGAUAUAUACCGAUUCUGUAAUUCUUCUCUGUUCUCCAACCCCACUCCCCCUUUAAUACAUUAAUAUAUUAAAAUACCCUGUUCUUCUUAUUCUUUAUAUACAUUUAUCUCUAAAACUAUCUGGCAUAUAUCUCUCCCAGAUUAUUUUUUUUAAGUGGGGAGAAUUUUUUUUUUAAA
Messenger RNA from Podarcis raffonei (Aeolian wall lizard), 4007 nucleotides. It is a transcript of the gene EN1, whose product is annotated as engrailed homeobox 1. The record is from RefSeq and is a predicted model, not a curated record. The transcript has 4 exons. Gene Ontology annotation, biological process: regulation of transcription by RNA polymerase II; multicellular organism development; neuron differentiation. Bases 1770 to 2927 code for a protein of 385 amino acids. NCBI's taxonomy places the organism in Eukaryota, Metazoa, Chordata, Lepidosauria, Squamata, Lacertidae. Gene Ontology annotation, molecular function: DNA-binding transcription factor activity, RNA polymerase II-specific; RNA polymerase II cis-regulatory region sequence-specific DNA binding. Gene Ontology annotation, cellular component: nucleus.